CAACUGAUGAUGCUGUCAGUUGUGGAGUUAUGCUUGAACUUCUCCGUGUUCUUUCAAUCUCCCCAACACCAUUAGAACAUGAUGUCAUUUUUCUCCUAAAUGGUGCUGAAGAAAACUUACUGCCUGCUAGCCAUGGCUUCAUCACGCAGCAUAAGUGGGCAAGUAGCAUCAAGUCUUUCAUAAACUUAGAAGCUGCUGGAGCUGGGGGAAGGGAACUGGUUUUUCAAACUGGUCCAGAAAAUCCAUGGUUAAUACGUACAUAUGCAAAGUAUGCCCCCCAUCCAUUUGCUUGUGUGCUUGCACAAGAAAUUUUCCAGUCCGAACUCAUUCCUUCAGAUACUGAUUUUCGAAUCUUUCGAGACUUUGGCAAAAUUCCAG
Molecule: messenger RNA, 378 nt
Organism: Anneissia japonica
Lineage: Eukaryota; Metazoa; Echinodermata; Crinoidea; Comatulida; Comatulidae
Product: endoplasmic reticulum metallopeptidase 1-like
Exons: 2
Biological process (GO): proteolysis
Molecular function (GO): metalloexopeptidase activity
Source: RefSeq, a predicted model, not a curated record